This is a messenger RNA of Biomphalaria glabrata, 1056 nucleotides long. RefSeq names its product growth hormone secretagogue receptor type 1-like. Gene Ontology annotation, biological process: G protein-coupled receptor signaling pathway. Bases 1 to 1056 code for a protein of 351 amino acids. Gene Ontology annotation, molecular function: G protein-coupled peptide receptor activity. Lineage: Eukaryota; Metazoa; Mollusca; Gastropoda; Planorbidae. Gene Ontology annotation, cellular component: plasma membrane. The record is from RefSeq and is a predicted model, not a curated record. The transcript has a single exon.
AUGACUUUAACCAGCCAAAGUGAGGCAUUAUCAGACUUAAAUCCGACCCUAAAUGAAACAUCUAUUACAGUGACACAGCAAGUUCUGAGCGACUACGAAGCGCAGAUGUUUCUAUUGGUGGUCAGAAUCUCCUGCUGCUCCAUCAUCGGUCUCUUCGGCAUGGUCAGUAACGUCAUAAAUCUCUACGUCUUCGUCAAACAAGGAUUAAAUACGUCCAUAAACAUCAGUUUCUUCGCCAUGGCCAUCUCAGAUCUGAUCCGUAUCGUCACAGUUCAGUGGAUGAACUUCUGCUCUCUUCCCAAUAUUGAUACGCUGGGAAUUCCUUGGGUGUUUUCAGACAUUCGUUACCUGAGUGCCAGUUGGCCGACCGGCUGCGCCAACCGCAUCACCUUGUUCAUCACAGCGUACAUCACCGCUGAGCGAUUCCUCUGCAUCGUGUUCCCUCUGAAGAUUAAGAAGAUGAUAAAACCGUCGAGGACCGUAUUGAUUUUACUGGCGAUCGAUGUGGUCAAUACGUUGGGACUUGUCCCGGAAUACGCCUCGGUCUACUACGAAUGGAAAUUCUACCCGGCCAAAAACAAGACUCUUCUGGGGAUGGCGUUCAGAAGCAACAGGUCGAGUACUCAAGGCGUCACUUUCAGCAUACACGCAGCUCUUCUGACCAUCGCCCUCGUCGCUGUCAUCGUCUUCACCAUUGUUCUGGUCAUCCAACUCAAGAGCAAAUCUCAGUGGAGGAAAGAUAACACGGGCAAUAAAAGCCAGAUGGAGUCCAUGUCAAGCAGGGACAAGAAAACAGUCAAACUGGUCAUACUCAUAGCUGUGGUCAUGGCCUUUUGUUAUACGCCCGCUGUAGUUUUAUCCCUCGUCUCAUCCUUCAUCCCUGACUUUGGGGUCGGUGGUCGUCAGGCCAAUUUGUUUCAUUCCACUUGGUCAUUCGCUUACCUGACAGGCAUCAUCAACGCCAGCGUUAACAUCUUUAUCUACUACAAGCUAAGCUCCAAGUAUAAGAGCACCUUUAAGGAAUUGUUUGGUUUAACAUCUCAGACAAAGCAAUAA